Panicum virgatum (switchgrass) is the source of this 1299-nucleotide messenger RNA. RefSeq lists its product as uncharacterized. NCBI's taxonomy places the organism in Eukaryota, Viridiplantae, Streptophyta, Magnoliopsida, Poales, Poaceae. The transcript has 3 exons. Bases 100 to 975 code for a protein of 291 amino acids. The record is from RefSeq and is a predicted model, not a curated record.
GCAACCGGCUGCGGCCACAGAGGAAGCGGCGAGGCUAACUUUGUGGCGAUCAAGGACCCAACGGAGCCUGAUCUCGCGGAAAUUGAAGCUUCGGCGGCAAUGGUUGUCGCGGAGGCCGCCGCCGCCGCAGGCAACGAGAUGAGCCUGUCCAACAUGGUGCUGGGGUUCUACGAGGAGGCCGAGAGGGAGAGGUGGGCGGCGGAGGAGGAGGCCGCCGGCGGCGGCGAUGGCAGCGACGAUGAGGAGUCCGGCGGCGGCAGCGGAGGCGCCGAGAGCAGCGCGUUCUGCCAAGAGCAGCGCUCGCGUUUGCAUGAAGCGCUUGCCAAGAGGAGCUCCGCGGAGAGGCGGGUCCAGGCGGACGCGGAGGAGGCCGUCAGGCAGAUGCGCGCCACGCCCGGCGGCGUCUGCUCCUGCGCGAGCCGAGCGGCCGCGGGAGCAGGAGGAGCCUGCCGGGGCUGCGCGCUACGGUUCGUGGCCGAGCGCCUGCGCGACGCCGGGUACAACAGCGCCAUCUGCAGGACCCGGUGGUGUCGCACCCCGGAAAUCCCAUCAGGGGAGCACAGCUACGUGGACGUGGUGGUGCCGACGAGGAGCGGCAAGGCGGUGCGGGUGGUGAUCGAGCCCGGUUUCCGCGCCGAGUUCGAGAUGGCGCGGGGCGGCGCCGAGUACAGGGCGCUGGUGGCCGCGCUGCCGGAGGUGUUCGUGGGCCGGCCGGAGAGGCUGCGGGCCGUGGUCCGGGUCAUGUGCGACGCGGCCAGGCAGUGCGCGCGCGAGAGCGGCAUGCACAUGGCACCCUGGAGGAAGCAACGGUACAUGGAGGCCAAGUGGCUGGGCACGCCGGAGCGGGCCGCGCCGGGGCCCGGGGGAGCGGCGGCGACGGCGGUGCCCGUUGGCUCGCCCGAGAAGCCGCCCAGGUUCAGGGCGUCCAUGCUCACGCUCGACUUCGGCGGCCGCACCGCGUUGGAGGUCGUGUGAUGAUCGCUGCCGAUCCCACCCUGACGACGACGAUGGAUGAUCACGUGAUGCGGAAACGAGUACUAUAUCUUACUGUGUGCUGUGUCAGCUUGCCCCGUCAUCGGAGACGGUGAUGUAGAUGUAGAUAGGAGUGGUAGCGCGGUCAUGAGACAAGCAACGACUGAAAAGUGAAAACUCUAUUCUCAUUCCGGGGCACAUUACCUGUGAGUUUUCAGUGUACAUCCACUAUAUCAGACUGCUUGACCCUGAAUGCCAAUGUGUAUACCACUACUAGUCCUGAAGAAGCUGAAGAUAAGUCGUAAUUGAGAGGUUUUUGCAAUCUAA